AUGAAGACAGAGUUUGCACUUGAAAGCAUUUUUCAUGAUAUAUUCGUUAUCCGAGUCUCAAAAGGUUCUUCUAAUACCACAACAAUGGCAAGAGAUGAGAGGUACGUGAAGAACUGGAAACAAUUUUCGACACUGCAUAAAACUGAUGGUUAUCAAACACGAGAUUAUAUAAAAAAUUCUACUGCAGCACACAACUGUUGUCUUAUAUCCAUGAAGUGUUCUACUAAACUAACAUUUUAUGAACCACAUUAA
Molecule: messenger RNA, 252 nt
Organism: Clunio marinus
Lineage: Eukaryota; Metazoa; Arthropoda; Insecta; Diptera; Chironomidae
Source: the annotation of a GenBank genome assembly